AUGGUCCGUGGAGCAAGGAAAGCUCUUGCUGUCGGAGUUGCGGUGGCUGUCGCAUGCGGUCUCCAGAAGCACUUGAAUUUUGUGCCUGGGCCUCGACAUGCUGCUCCAGUGGCAGCAGCAGCAGCCAGCAUGAUGAUGGCUCCUGCAGCUUUUGCUGAUGAGAUCGGCGAUGCUGCAAAGAAGCUUGGGGAUGCUUCCUACUCUUUUGCCAAGGAAGUGGACUGGAACAAUGGCAUUUUCCUGCAGGCCCCUGGCAAGUUUCAGCCCUUGGAAGCUUUGAAAGCCAUUGACAAGAUGAUCGAAAUGGGGGCGGCCGCAGAUCCAAAGCUUCUGAAGGAUGCAGCAGAAGCACAUCACAAGGCCAUUGGGAGCAUCAGCGGGCCAAAUGGUGUGACUUCGCGCGCUGACUGGGAUGCUGUGAAUGCAGCCAUUGGCCGUGUAGUCGCUUCGGUCCCCAAAGCAAAGGUCAUGGCCGUUUACGAUUCAGUGAACGCCAUCACGGACCCCGGGGUGCCAGCGUACAUGAAGUCCUUGGUGAACGGACCCGAUGCCGAGAAGGCCUACCAAGGAUUCCUGGAAUUCAAGGAUGUUGUUGAAAAGAACCAGGUGGCCACGGCCGGUGCUCCUGCAGUUGUGCCUUCUGGAGAUAAAAUUGGUGAAGCUGCAAAAGCGUUGUCCGAUGCAUCCUAUCCUUUCAUCAAGGACAUUGAUUGGCUGUCGGACAUUUACCUGAAGCCGCUGCCCGGCAAGACCGCCCCAGAGACGCUGAAAGCCAUUGACAAGAUGAUCGUGAUGGGCGCGAAGAUGGAUGGAAACCUCUUGAAGGCAGCAGCAGAGGCACACCACAAGGCCAUUGGCAGCAUUGAUGCCACUGGUGUGACGUCUGCGGCCGACUACGAAGCUGUGAAUGCAGCCAUUGGCCACUUGGUGGCAUCCGUGCCGAAGACAACUGUGAUGGAUGUGUACAAUUCCAUGGCUGGCGUGGUUGAUUCCAGCGUCCCCAACAACUUGUUUUCGAAGGUGAACCCAUUGGAUGCAGUGGCUGCCGCCAAGGGUUUCUACACCUUCAAGGAUGUUGUGGACUGGUUUUCCGUUCGCAAAACCACUGGCGUGGAGCGGCUCAGCCGUUGGCUUCGAGCGCGUGAGAUCGCGGUGGUUGGUAGCUCGGGGGUUCAAAGUUUGUGGAGAUCCUCUUGUGUUGUUGUGUUUGAGUUGGACGAUGUGAUGUGCUGCAGGUCACGUGGAGAUCGCGGGGUGUCGCUGUUUCAGCUUGAGGACUACUUCGCUGGCAUCAGCCAAGACUUCGCCGAGGUGGCCCCUGCCCUGGCGCGCCGUGGCUACUUUUUGGCGGUGGUGAUUCGUGGUUUUCAUCCUGCCAAUAGGGAAGAAAAGAGUAGCCCAUCCCGAUGGUGGAGAAAAGAGGUCGCAGAGGAAGCGAAGGAUGAAUUUGUGGAUGGCCCCGAGCUGGCGCGAAAGCUGAUCGCGCGGCGCUGCCCGGAUGCCUUGCCCAGUUUUCAGGCCAUUAGCACCACCCAGGACAGAAAGGUGGAUGGCUCCAGUCUUGAGGACGCCAUGCAACAAAUUGCCAAAGAGUACCGGGUGCCGGCGAGGCGGAUGGUGCUUUUUACGGCCUCUAACGCAUUUGAACAAGAUGGACAAGAUAAGACCUGGACAGGCAUUCACGUGCCUAAUCCCAAAGAAGGCUUCAGACACGAUGAUUACCAGCUACCCACAAGUCUUGAUGAAGGCUACUUGACGCUGCUUCCAGCUGUGUUGGAACAGGCGUGGGGUUUUGUCGCCAAGAGACUUUAA
This is a messenger RNA of Cladocopium goreaui, 1812 nucleotides long. The record is from the annotation of a GenBank genome assembly. Lineage: Eukaryota; Dinophyceae; Suessiales; Symbiodiniaceae.